Messenger RNA from Fonsecaea multimorphosa CBS 102226, 1827 nucleotides. RefSeq lists its product as uncharacterized. The coding region runs from base 1 to 1827 and encodes 608 amino acids. Lineage: Eukaryota; Fungi; Ascomycota; Eurotiomycetes; Chaetothyriales; Herpotrichiellaceae. The record is from RefSeq and is a predicted model, not a curated record. The transcript has 4 exons. Gene Ontology annotation, molecular function: catalytic activity.
AUGGCUUCCGCACAGCUGCUCAACCUCCAGUGUGGCCUGCAAGACCCAGCUGAAGCCAUGUCUACUGAAGCCAUUACCAUCUCAUCAACAUACGAGAGCAGACUCUCUCCAGACACCGUGAAUGGCAACGCCUUCCAUCACAGUCUCCACCCGUCCGGCUCAGUCCCCAAGGAGGCGAAACAAAUACUCAUCAGACAUCUCCUCGAAAAUGCAAGCCUGGGUAUACCAUCUGAGGUGUCCGGAAAUGUAUCGGCUGUCACGUUCACUCCAAAUGUCAGCCCUUUCAUGCCCACGCCCAUGAAGAUGACUGAAUCUGUUUCUGCACUCUGGGCAUGCAUUGGACUGUUUGCCACUGCUAUAUCGCAAGGGCGCUACGGGGUGCCAAUGCCAAAGAGUAUAGAAGUGAAUGUGUACUCAGCUACUCUAAUGUUGAUGUCAUUAGCUCUCUUUGAGAUCGAGCGUUGUGACCAAGGCGAAGCAGCGCAGAGAGUCAAGUACAUUGACAAGGGCCGAAUUUCUGAAACGUAUAGGGCUAUGGCGACAAAUAUAUACAAAACAGCAGAUGGCCGAUAUUUCCAACUUCAUGGGAGCCUCGACACAACGCCUGUGCUCCAUAUGCUUGGCUUGGCCCAAAACCGCCCUGAUUUGGAAGGAGCACAGUUUCGUGAAAAAUCCAAGGAAGUUUACAGAGCUGCGGUUGCGGAAAAGGACAGUGCAUCCCUCGAAAUCGAAGUCAAUGAGCGAUGGCGUCAGCCAGGUGUGACAUGCCUUACCCUGCAGGAAUACGCCGAAACCUCGCAUGGACAGUCGAAUAUCCAGGAGCCUCUAUACACCAUCGAUGUUGUACACGAUUCCCUCCCGCCCGUUGGGUGGCCAGACAAGGAACGUCAUCUUGGUCCUCUGGCUGGAAUCAAAGUCCUAGAUCUUACAAAAGUGAUCGCCGGACCAACCAUAACGCGGAUCCUCGCACUUCUUGGUGCGGAUGUCCUGCGGGUUUCCACAAACACAAAGCCCGAUGCGGGAUUCGCUCUGUACGAUGGUCAACUCGGCAAACGAGACACCGAUCUCGACCUGAAAACCCGCCAAGGGAAGGCUAGCUUCACAGCCCUUCUGAAAGAUGCCGAUGUCGUCGUGGAUGGAUAUAGGCCCGGAGUUCUUGAAAGGCUGGGUUUUAGUAGCACGUGGAUACAAGAGUUGGCGCGGCGUCGAGGAAAAGGCAUCAUCUAUUGCAGAGAGAACUGCUAUGGCUGGAAGGGCGAAUGGAGCAGCCGUGCCGGGUACCAGCAGAUUUCCGACUGUGUGACGGGAGCUGCAUGGGAGCAGGGCAAAUUCCUUGAGCUUGACGAACCAGUCAUCCCACUACUUCCCAAUUCUGAUUACCAAACGGGACUCGUGGGAGGAAUAGCAAUCAUGCAAUCUCUUAUGAAAAGAGCUUCUUCAGGAGGUUCCUACAACGUUUUCGUCUCCCUCAACCAGUUCAACAACUGGUACCUUCGAUCUGUGGGUCAGCACGAUGAAGAGACUCAAGCCACAAUACGAGCUCUGUACCCGGGCUUUCUGCCUAGGCAUGACAUGGACAUUUUCGAGUUAAUCUCGAGGACACUGGAAGCCACCAAGACUGUGAACGGAGAUGGAAAGGGUCAACUCUUCGACCCAGCGAAGUUCACCACGGGUUCUAUUAGAUGGGGUAAAGAAGGAGAGAUAGCCAAAUACCUUGACUGGAGGAGAAUCGUGGUAGUAAAAAAUGAUGAUGGGGACGAUGGGGUUUGGUUCAGGUUCGAAAACGGGUCUUGCAUACCAGGCUCUGAUGAGCCGAGAUGGCUUUGA